UACUCUUUGCAAGAAUCUAAUUUUCACAAGARCGCCCAUGUUAUCCCGAGAUGAUUCCUGUGCGUUGGUGUUCGCAUUGACUAGUUUCGCAUGGGCGCUGCGAUUGAGGAAAUGGAAAACGAAAACAGCGACAGCAAACAGAAUAAUGAUGCGAUGCAGUACGUCUGGUCAGAGCGAUUUGAGAAUGACACACACGGUCGGAGCCGCUUCUCAAGCGCAUCGCAAUGGACCUGUACAAGCCGAAACUGUCAUCAAUGGAAACAACACCUGUAACAAGCAGAGGGUACAGGAGCAGCGACAGAAGCACUUCAUGAAAUCCGUCAGUGUUUCUUACAACAAUUCCGGUGGCCUCAUGAUAAUGAAGGGCAAAGGCUCGAUAUUGAUUGACGAGACGGGACGAUCCUAUCUCGACACACGGAACAAUGUAUGUCACGUAGGCCAUUGCCAUCCUAGAGUUGUGGAGGCGGUGUCUCGACAAUUAGCAACACUUAAUACGAAUACGCGAUACCUUCACCCAAACGUAUGCGAAUUGGCCGAAAGGUUAUGCGCUAAGUGCCCAGACUCCCUAGAGAUCGUUGUCUUUGUAAACAGUGGAUCGGUAAGAUGAUGACGACGAUGAUGAUGAUUCAUGAUGAUCACGGCGAACAAUAGUUUGUGCCAAGCCCAUCAUCUUCGAUUGCAAGCGACUUAAAAAAUAUCGUGCACUUUUUGUGUCAAUGACAUCAUUUCUCGCUCUUCAAUACGCUACACAACCGUGCUUUUGAUUCGACAAAAAGGAAGCAAAUGACCUAGCACUCCGGUUAGCUCGAGCUUACACGCGCUCGAAAAACACAAUUGUUGUUGAUGGGGCAUAUCAUGGUCACACACUGGGGKUAUUAGAAGUGUCUCCCUACAAAUACGAGCACUCGAAAGAAUUUGACUUGACAGCACAAGGAAAUGGUAUCGGCCCUUACAAGACGCCGGGUAAUCACAUCUGGAAAGUUCCCUGCCCUGAUGUAUACCGAGGUCCACAUUCAGACAGAAAUGCAGGGGAAAAGUAUGCUUCUUAUGUGAAGGCAGCUUGUGAUUAUUACAAAUCAAAGGGUGAAACGGUAGGAGCCUUCAUGAUGGAGAGUGGAAUGAGCGUAGGGUGAGUUGAUUGUCUAGUCUGUUAUUUACUCUUUAUGCAGGCGAUUUAAAAAGAAAUCAAAUGAUUCGGAAUCCUAAGUUCAUCUGUUUUUCUUUGAAGUGGCGUAAUUUUGCCUCCCGAUGAAUUCGUUCGGCAAAGUGUAGAUGCGGUCCGAAAGUCCGGAGGCGUUUUCAUUGCUGAUGAGGUGCAGACUGGUUUUGGAAGACUGGGAAGCUCCUUUUGGGCCUUUCAGCAUGGAGAUCAUGGCAUCAUUCCCGACAUCAUGACCGUUGGCAAACCCUUUGGGAACGGGAUGAGUCUUGGGGCCGUGGUCACAACUCGCGCCAUUGCGGAUCAUUUUCAUUCGAUGGGUGUGGAAUAUUUCAAUACCUUUGGUGGUUCUCCUGUCGCUGCCGCCGCGGGUUUGGCGGUCCUAGACAUCCUGGAAGACGAGGAAUUACAAGAACAUGCCUUUGCAAUGGGGCAGUAUUUGAAAGACCGCUUUUUGGCAAUGCAAAAGGAGAGAUGGGAAAAUGAUAGUGCGGCGCCACUUAACGUUUGCAUYGGAGACAUAAGGGGAAGCGGGCUCUUUCUUGGCAUCGAACUUGUGCGCAAUCGACAGAYGAAAGAACCAGCUGCGAUAGAAACAUCUUACAUUUGCACGCUCUUGAAACAAGAACACAAUAUCCUCACCAGCAUCGACGGGCUACACGAGAACGUCMUAGUGAUCAAACCGCCAUUGGCUUUUUCAAGAGAAGACGCCGAUUACUUUGUUGAAUCGUUUUCGAGUGCAUCAGAGCAAGUCAAUUBUAUGACAAAAACGGAGCUUGCAGCCAUAUCAAAGACACCAACCUAGGAAUAGGUGCUGAUACAACAAAUUAAGGCAUACACUUUACAUUGCACGGAUUCAGACGAUUAUUCGAGUUCUGCUGAAGCCUAUCAUCCUUGGCUGSAGAAUAUCACUUCGAGUUUAGGUCUUUCACGUCGAAAACUUCAAAUCUAAACCCYUGAUUCAUAUUUGUCCUGAUAAAUGCGAGCAUCAAUAAAUUAUAUUGAGGCACUGAUACACGAUGUAGUUCACUGGCGUACGUCAAAGUUCUGUCCAAAAUAACGAGAAGAAAAUUCAUUCUCUCCUUCCAUUGUCCUCAUCCGGUGCUAUGCUUCAUGUAAUCAAUAACAUAGGCCGUUCUUUUUUGGGUCACUAAUGGUAGGGGUUGGGGUAUAUCACACUACUUUAAAUUGCUACACGUAAAUAUUUGUUUCGUCCUACUUCUCGUUGUUGUUGUUGUAUCCAGGCAAAAGCGACAAAUCUUCUCUGUCGAUCGCCGUCGCCGGACGAACCAACCUUCCGACAGAAAGCAACUGUUCCCAAACUUGAUCAGGGGGGCAGUCACAAUCAAGAUUGACAACUGGUACCCGAUUCUCCCGCAACCAAUCGAUUGUUACGUGAAGAUAUUUAUGGUAUGUUCGCAACCGUUUCAAGGCGGUAUGGAUGUUGUCGUCGUCUCGCGUUUCGCCCUCUUUCGAUUCUUCCUUCCGUUUGAGGAUUCGCUCGAUCAGGACUGUGUCUAUUGUGCAACAAUCAGAAUACAAGAAUAAUUMAUGAGAAAGAAGAUUGGGUCUCAUAGAUAAUAAUACGUCAACAACGAGGUCAAAUACGAAGAAAAAUAAACCGCACAAAGCAAAGUGCCGAGACAAAAAUAGCUUGCACUCUCAGUAUUUCACGCUGCAUCUUUCUAUUCCUUACCAUCGCAUACAAGAUUCAGGGCAAGCUCAGGUUGCCCACACAGUUCCACGAGAUCCACUGCGUUUUGUUGAGAUCUCGGAAAGCCGUCAAGCAGGAUACGUUUCCCGGCGUUUUCGGGUUUUCGCAUUUUCUUCCGCAUCAGCUUUACAAUGACGGCUGAACUAACAAGAUCUCCUCGAACCAUGAUCUCUUUCACCUCCCUUCCUAGUUCCGUGUCGCUCUCCACCUCCUCGCGUAGGAGAUCUCCACUUGAGAUGUGCACAACACCACAUUCCUCUAUGAGUCUCUUGCUCAGCAUGCCCUUUCCACUCCCGGGACCACCAACCASUAACACCAUACCGGCCGGGGCUCCCCCAAGGAUUGUAUCGGCUGAUGUCAAGAAUUCUUCUAAAUCUAUUACACCAUUUCCAUCUAGAUCAGCAUCUUGAUAUAUCUGCUCGAGGGUUUCGUCAUCGGGUGUCUCUCCCACGGCAUUCAAUGCUUUUCUGAGUCCUUCCCUGUCCAACGAUCUAGGAUGACCAGGUAUUGCGAACUUUUUAAACAAAUCCACCAGAGCAAGCCUAUCGCUCUCAAGUACAAAGGCCUUAGAACCGGGAGUUUGUGCAUCAGACGCUGGUGAGUCGUURUCGCAAAUCUUUUCCGAGUAAUAAGUAGGACCGCUACUGUGGAAAUUUCGAACGGAAAUCAUUGACGACUUCGCGACGUCUGCUUUAACAGCAUCGAGAUUGCGACAAAAUCGUUGCUGAUAGCAAUAAGCCGUAGUCAUCGAU
Molecule: messenger RNA, 3625 nt
Organism: Pseudo-nitzschia multistriata
Lineage: Eukaryota; Bacillariophyta; Bacillariophyceae; Bacillariales; Bacillariaceae
Source: the annotation of a GenBank genome assembly